AUGAAGCCGCUCGAGAAAAUUUCAAAAGCAAAUACUCUUUACGAGGAGAUGACCUAUGAAAACAUGGUGGAGUUCAUCAAAGAAAAUCAACAUCCCUCAGUCCAUCACCUCAAAGGUUUCGAAGCUGUGUUCACCGUGCUUUCUAUGGACAGACCUGCGCUAAUAUUUUUCGACAUCACAAAGACGAAGGAUAUUGCAGCGUUCUCCAAAUUAGCCUCAAACUAUGCUGUGAGGAGCAAAGUGGCUGUGUUCGCUGCAAGUCAGGGCCUGUCGAUGCCUGGCCUAUAUCUUGCUGACAUCCUCAAAGUCGAUGUGAGCGACGCCGAGUUACGUCUUCGUGGACAGGAAAAACGUAAGUUUACAGUUUCUUCCUCGACUGUUUGCAGUCUCUGCCUUUAA
Messenger RNA from Ostertagia ostertagi, 399 nucleotides. The record is from the annotation of a GenBank genome assembly. Lineage: Eukaryota; Metazoa; Nematoda; Chromadorea; Rhabditida; Trichostrongylidae.